AUCACAAGUGAGAUCAGCACGCUUCGCAGACACAUGCAGGCACACCAUGAGGGUGCUUACCGGGCAUGGUGCAAAGCGAACAACUUCGCUUCGAUGCUUCCGAGGGACCGCCUGGCGCAGAAGCAAAGCAAAGCAGCAUCUAAGGAAACCCAGAGCCGCCUCGAUGGUCAUCUCAAGCCGCUUCCACCUCAGGAGGUUGUCGUGCCAUAUACAGAUGAGCUCUUCAACGAGGCUGCUCGCGAUUGGCUCAUCGAAACCAACCAGCCAAUUUCCGCACUACAGCACCCCCUCUUUCACAAGAUGAUUCACAUCGCCGCACGCGCAACCAAUGGAGUC
Molecule: messenger RNA, 336 nt
Organism: Trametes versicolor FP-101664 SS1
Lineage: Eukaryota; Fungi; Basidiomycota; Agaricomycetes; Polyporales; Polyporaceae
Exons: 3
Source: RefSeq, a predicted model, not a curated record